UAAACGUCACCGCACCUGAAAUUGACAGUUUUCUUGCACACGAAUGAAGCGGCGAAAUUUUUGAAAAUAUUACGAAAUGCCCUACGAUUUCCACGGUUUUCAUUGAUUUGCCUUGAUGCACAGUAGAUAAAUGUAUCGGAAGUAACGCUAGUUUGAUAUCAGACACUGGCGCUGUGGUGUUACACCAUAGUUGGUUACAUUUACAUGGGGACGUGAGGGUUUUGGAGUAGUUAAUGGAAAAUGUCUCGAUCUGAGGAGGAGGACAAGCCGUGUAGAGCGUGCUCAGACUUCAAGACGUGGGCCAAUAAGCAGAGCAAAUCGACCCUGGCCCCGCCGAGCAAAACGAACACACCAAAGGACUGUCCUCUAGACAAGGAAGACCUAGGCAAGUCCACAUGGGGCUUCCUACACUCAAUGGCAGGAUACUACCCCGACAAACCCACCAAGUCACAGGCUGAAGACAUGAGUAAAUUCUUCCAAAUAUUUGCUCAGUUCUACCCGUGUGAACCUUGUGCAUUGGACUUUCAAGAAGACAUAAAAAAGAAUCCACCAAAGACGAAGACACAAGCAGAAUUAGCAAACUGGCUGUGUGAACGCCACAACACCGUGAACAUUAAACUUGGAAAACCCGUGUUUGACUGUAGCAAAGUGAAUGAAAGGUGGAAAGAAGGUUGGAAGGAUGGUUCCUGUGAUUAACCAGGGGCUGGAAGAAGAUAUAGCUAAAUAGAAAGGAGCGACACAAAUCUUUAUUGAUAGUAGUUAUAUUUAAAUUACGAUUUGGACCAAAUGGUGUAAUAGUUUGCAUAAUAUUUGUACCAAAUGGACUUUUACUCAUUCAACAUUCAUAGCAUACUUACCAAUAUUUUUAAUAGAGUGUAUCACUAUGAAGGAAAGUGAAACAAAAAAUGUACUAAUAAGAGUUCAAAGUACACAACGGGAUAUGAAAUAAUUCUUUCUAUUUGGCAAUAUUUUCAAGUUUCAGUCCCAUCUAAGAGUGAUAAGCAAGGCUUAGUAGCAAGCGAGUGAGACAGUCUUAGUUUUUAAAUGAUUUGUGAUGUUAUUUACGUAGUUAGCCAGCAUUUUCUACUAUGUAUAUGUGUACAGUUAUUUAGUUUCUGUUAAUAAAUGUUAUUUCUCUAUUGAGUA
This is a messenger RNA of Pectinophora gossypiella (pink bollworm), 1146 nucleotides long. RefSeq names its product FAD-linked sulfhydryl oxidase ALR (gene Alr). The transcript has 3 exons. The record is from RefSeq and is a predicted model, not a curated record. Bases 241 to 696 code for a protein of 151 amino acids. Gene Ontology annotation, molecular function: flavin adenine dinucleotide binding; flavin-dependent sulfhydryl oxidase activity. NCBI's taxonomy places the organism in Eukaryota, Metazoa, Arthropoda, Insecta, Lepidoptera, Gelechiidae. Gene Ontology annotation, cellular component: mitochondrion.